Molecule: messenger RNA, 1074 nt
Organism: Triticum turgidum subsp. durum (durum wheat)
Lineage: Eukaryota; Viridiplantae; Streptophyta; Magnoliopsida; Poales; Poaceae
Source: the annotation of a GenBank genome assembly
AUGGCCGGAAGUAGCCUCUGGGUAGUUCGAUUGGCUUCCCUUCUUGCAGUCGGAUUCGUGGUCGGCUCCGUCAAGGCCAGUCCGGGAGAUGCUCAUCCGCAGUACAGUCUUCCACCCAUAAUAUCUGGUUUCUGCCUGUCCUUUUUUCCUGCACUCUAUGGACUCUUAAAAGUGACUAUUAAGUUUGUGGAUGUAUUUCGUACAAAAACUUGUGUGAAGGAGUGUCAGAAUACAGGGAUUACUGGAAGUAACAUCAUCAGCCACUGUCAGUCCCGGGAUAACGACAGCACAUCUGCUGGAAGUUCUUGGUAUACACAUGAGCCCCUUUACUUGCAGUGGAAGCAACAGAACUGUAUGACAGACUGCCGCUACUACUGCAUGAUACAAAGAGAAGAGCGACGGCAAUUAGGUGGCCUGAGCCCUGUUAAAUAUCAUGGAAAAUGGCCCUUCAAACGUGUUUCUGUCUUCCAGGCAUGUUUUGGCUUAUUACCUCUUAGACCUCAGACGAAGAGGACAUACUACGAAUACACUGGCUUGUGGCAUAUCUAUGCAAUAUUAUCACUAAAUGCAUGGUUCUGGAGCACUAUAUUCCAUACUAGGGAUAUUGACUUGACCGAGAAAAUGGAUUACUCUUCAGCUGUGGCCCAACUUGGCUACUCUUUAAUCCUUACAUUGCUAAGAACUUUCAAUGUCAAGGAUGAGGCUGGCAGGGUGAUGUUUGCUGCACCUAUUCUAGCAUUCGUUACAACACACAUCUUGUAUCUUAACUUCUACGAACUUGACUACGGAUGGAACAUGAAAGUUUGUGUGGCAAUGGGUGUUGUUCACAUUGUCGCAUGGACAACCUGGGCCGUUGUGACCCAUCAUCCAUCACGAUUCAAGGUUUGGAUCGUCAUAUUCGGAGGAGCUCUAGCAGUGCUUCUUGAAGUGUAUGACUUUCCUCCGUACAAGGGGUAUGCUGAUGCACAUUCGCUGUGGCACGCGAGCACCAUUCCUCUCACCUAUCUUUGGUGGACCUUCGUUAGAGACGAUGCAGAAUUCCGCACCUCCACACUUGUUAAGAAGGCCAAGUAG